AAAGUGGGUGGGGUUGGGGGGGGUAAUGUGGCUCCGUUUGCACCGCACCCCUUCUCAGGUGAGCAACUGGUGUCCGACAAGGGCCGCACGCAGGGUGACCCGUGCGCCCGUUCGCCCUGCUCUGCGGAGGCGCCACGCCCCCCUCCGUUACCAUGGCAACGGGGAAGCGGAGAGUGGAGCAGACCGGAGGAGGUCGGUCGGUCUUGUGGAGCGCGUUUCCCGAGCGCCGAGUCAAGCACGGCCCCCUGGACCGUCCCUCCCCUCCCCCCCUUUAAAGCAGCUCUCCGCGGGCAGCGACAGAAGGAUCGCGAUCCGGCGGGACACAGGAUCCGGACCGAGGAGCCGCUUCAGUCCUUCCACCUCACCUCACCUCACCUCACCUGCCUGCGAACAUGGACCCUGCUGUGUGGACAGUGUGUGUGGUUCUCUUGAGCUCGUGCAGUGUGCUGGGGUCCAACAUCUGCACGUCCCGAGGGGUGAGCACGUGCAAACAGUGCCUGGCGGUGCAUCCCAGCUGCGCCUGGUGCUUCCAGGAGAGCUUUGGCCAAGGAGGGGCCGCUUCGUCCCGCUGCGACCUGAAGAAGAACCUCUUGGCUGCGGGAUGCGAGGCGCGGGCGAUGGAGUCCCCGUCCAGCCGGCUGCAGGUACUGCAGGAUGUCCCGCUGAGCGAAAGGGCCUCGGGCGCCACUGCCGACGUCACGCAGAUACGGCCGCAGAAGCUGCAGCUCACCCUGAGACCAGAUGAUGCCAAGCAGUUCACGGUGAAGGUGCGCCAGGUAGAGGACUACCCUGUGGACCUGUACUACCUGAUGGACCUGUCCUACUCCAUGAAGGAUGACCUGGUGCGCCUGCGCACGCUCGGCAACGGUCUCGCCGAGGCCAUGGGCCGCACCACCAGCAACCUGCGCAUGGGCUUCGGGGCCUUUGUGGACAAGCCCCUGUCCCCCUACAUGUACAUCACGCCCCCAGGGGCUGUGGAGAACCCCUGCAUCAGCAUCGGGACCAUCUGCCUGCCGCAGUUCGGCUACAAACACGUGCUGUCGCUGACGGAGGAGGUGAGCCGCUUCACGGAGGAGGUGAAGAAGCAGCGCGUGUCGCGGAACAGGGACGCCCCCGAAGGCGGCUUCGACGCCAUCGUCCAGGCGGCCGUCUGCAAGGAGAAGAUCGGCUGGCGGCAGGGCGCCUCCCACCUGCUGGUGUUUACCACCGACGCCAAGACGCACGUGGCUCUGGACGGACGCCUCGCGGGCAUCGUGCAGCCCAACGACGGGCAGUGCCACGUGGGCAGCGACAACAGCUAUAACAUGUCUACGACGCUGGACUACCCCUCGCUGGCCCUCAUAAAUGAAAAAAUGUCCGAGAACAACAUCAACCUGAUCUUUGCCGUGACCAGCCACGUGGUGCCGCUGUACCAGAACUACAGCGAGCUCAUUCCAGGAACCACAGUGGGCACGCUGUCGGACGACUCGGGAAACGUGAUCCAGCUCAUUCUAGACGCCUACGCGAAAAUCCGCUCUAAGGUGGAGCUGGAGCUGCUGGACGUCCCGGAGGAGCUGUCUCUGUCCUUCAAUGCCACCUGCCUCAACGGUGAGGUCAUCCCCGGCCUCAAGUCGUGCUCCGGGCUCAAGAUCGGCGACACCGUGUCCUUCAGCGUGGAGGCGAGGGCGCGGGGCUGUCCCAAGGACACGCGCAAGACCUUCGCCCUCAAGCCGGUGGGCUUCAAGGACUCGCUGGAGAUCACCGUGGACUUCGAGUGCGACUGCAAGUGCCAGGAGCAGGCCCAGCCCGACAGCCCCGUGUGCAACCACGGCAACGGCACGUACGCGUGCGGCAUCUGCCAGUGCCACGCGGGCCGCCUGGGCCCCCGGUGCGAGUGCGCCGAGGGCGACUACAACCCCGCGGCGCAGGACCACUGCAGCUCGGGCCCCGACGCGCCCAUCUGCAGCGGGCGCGGCGACUGCGUGUGCGGCCAGUGCGUGUGCCACAGCAGCGACUUCGGAAAGGUGUGGGGCAAGCGGUGCGAGUGCGACGACUUCAACUGCCUGCGCUACAAGGGAGAGCUGUGCUCAGGUCACGGCUUGUGCUCCUGCGGGUUUUGCCAGUGCAACCCGGAGUGGAAGGGGGAAAACUGCAACUGCUCGACGCGAACCGACACCUGCAUGUCCAGCCUGGGUCUGCUGUGCAGCGGGCGGGGCCAGUGCGUGUGCGGCAGCUGCGAGUGCACCCAGCCCGGCGCCUACGGGGCCACCUGCGACAAGUGCCCCACCUGCCCCGACGCCUGCACCAUCAAGAAGGAGUGUGUGGAGUGCAGACACUUCAAACGGGGGAAGCUCUUCGAGGAGCAGACCUGCGCACGCAUCUGCAGGGACGACAUCCAGCUGGUGGACGACCUGGUCUUCCAUGACAAGAACGCGGUGAAUUGCACCUACAAAGACGAGAACGACUGCGUGGAGCGCUUCCAGUACUACGAGGACGCCAGCGGCAAGUCCGUUCUGUUUGUGGUCAAAGAGCCGGACUGCCCCAAGGGCCCCGACAUCCUGGUGGUGCUGUUGUCGGUGGCCGGAGCCAUCCUCAUCCUGGGCCUGGCCGCCCUGCUCGUCUGGAAGCUGCUGGUCACCAUACACGACCGGCGCGAGUUUGCCAAGUUUGAGGAGGAGCGCAGCCGCGCCAAGUGGGACGCGGGCAACAAUCCGCUGUACAAAGGAGCCACGUCCACCUUCACGAACGUGACGUACCGCGGCAAGGACUGACGGCAGCGCCUCGGACCUCGGCAGCUCCGCAGCUCGGGGGUCUGAGAAAGGAGAAGGGCCCCGGACUGCGUGUGUGUGCGUGUGCGUGUGCUUGAGUGCGCGUGUGUGUGUGCGUUUUUGUGCAGACUCUACUGUCAGUAGACAGGAUAAUGAAAUGUUUUUAUGUGGCUGUAAAUAUGUAGACAAGUAUAAAGGGCGACAGGACACACAUGGACUGUAAUGAUGGGUCUGGAUCCCCUCCCACCCCCGUUUCAAUUUAACUUCCCCUGUGGUUUCCACGCAAUGUCGUUGUGCCUGUGGCUGCAGGGAGGAGAGGCUCGCCCCGUGUGUCUUCCGUGUGUCCUCCGUUGCCCAUCUGGAAGUGUCUUCGCCGCCAUGUGCCGCUCGCCGGCACCAGAAAAGCGCUUUGAGAUGUUUGUGCAAAGACUUUUCCGCCCGCGCUUCGGGCGACGCGUCUUACCGCUGCCUUCGGCGAGGGCCCUUGGCGCAGCGCUUGUGGGUCGGGUUGUGUCAAUGAUGUAGAAGAACGCGGCACAGCGAUCAGCGGCGCGGCGCUUGUCCGCUGACAUUGGGACCUCGUGGCCCAUGAUGAUAAAGCUCACGGUGAAAGGGACGGGGCAUCUUUAUCGCGCUCGGUGACCGGCAUCACAGAAAAGAAGGCCUGUACAAGUUUCCUCUUUUCAGCCCCUGAUCGGGACGUAAUCGAUGCAAGACGUGAUUUCAAGAGACGCCUCUGAGGGACUGGAACUCAGAAAGUGACCUGCGACGACGUAGUGAAAUACCGCACAAAGCGCUGGCACUUGAGCGCGUUUCGCUCGUGUUGCGUGUUCCGUGCCGUGAGCGUUCGGCGCUCGAGUGCCAGCCGUGCUAAAUAAAGUCGUCCUGCAUCCCUGAUAGAUGACUUUUGACUUUCUUAAUGGGCGUAUCUCGAAGCAGCGCCGGGAGUGGAUCUGACACGCAGGAAGCGUGCAGGACGGAGCGGAGAUGGGACUGUUUCCGGACCUGUUACUUGCUCGCCGCGCUCGAGCGUCGAUUCAUGACAACAUAAAGAACUAAAGAGUUUGGUCAUAAUAAUACAAAGCGUCCCUGCGAACCGCUCAAAGCAGCGCCACGGCCGCAGCAGGGAAGGAGUUAAAAUUUUCCAUGUUUUUCGCCACAUGCGGCAGUGCGAGGAGAGCAAGACUGUGCUUUUAGAAAUGUAGCAAUUCAUCACUUUCACGUUUGCUUGGUUUUUAUACCGUUUUGCAUAUUUUUGCCUUCUCUCAAGGGCUUUCUCUUCUGACCCAAACACUGAACAGCACACAAGAAUUGUUUGCAGUAUUGCAACCAUCGCAGGUGAAUAAAAGUGAAAGGGAAUGUUAGA
This is a messenger RNA of Scleropages formosus (Asian bonytongue), 4113 nucleotides long. Its product is annotated as integrin beta-3-like. Gene Ontology annotation, cellular component: cell surface; focal adhesion; synapse. Gene Ontology annotation, biological process: cell-matrix adhesion; cell adhesion mediated by integrin; platelet aggregation. The record is from RefSeq and is a predicted model, not a curated record. The transcript has 15 exons. Bases 393 to 2750 code for a protein of 785 amino acids. Gene Ontology annotation, molecular function: fibrinogen binding; integrin binding; fibronectin binding. Lineage: Eukaryota; Metazoa; Chordata; Actinopteri; Osteoglossiformes; Osteoglossidae.